Molecule: messenger RNA, 3283 nt
Organism: Vespa crabro (European hornet)
Lineage: Eukaryota; Metazoa; Arthropoda; Insecta; Hymenoptera; Vespidae
Product: solute carrier family 52, riboflavin transporter, member 3-A-like
Exons: 3
Coding region: 1786-3075 (429 amino acids)
Biological process (GO): riboflavin transport
Cellular component (GO): plasma membrane
Molecular function (GO): riboflavin transmembrane transporter activity
Source: RefSeq, a predicted model, not a curated record
GAUAAUUUUCAAUAAGGAAAGCUGCAACGAUAAUUACAAAUGUAUGAUAUAAUUUGAAAUUCUUUUUUGUUUUCUUUUUAAUUAGUUUCAGAUUUAAACAGAAAUUUUUUUUUCUUUUUUUACUAGCGAAACAAACAACAAUUAGACGUAAAGAUGAUACAGAUAAGCGAUCGAAGACUCCUUAAAACAAUAUUGAAGAUUCGAAUUAAUCUACGCUAGAUGAGAUUCAGAGUUUUUGGAGAAUAUGAUGAUAAAGGACUGACGAAGUAUUUGCGCGUUAAUGAACUAAACAAUUCGCAGAAAUUCGACAAAAUACGGGAGAGAUAUCCUAAAUUUUUCUUACAACACUUGGAAAUUUUAAAAAGGCUUUGUCGUUCGUAUUUACUUAUACUCACAUUUCUGAAGUAUCUUUUUUCUUUAUACAAAAUAUACCUAUAUUGCCAUCUUUUUCAGUAAAUUCUCAGGAAUUUCCCAAAUCUACGAGAAUAAUCUUUGUAAACGUGUACACCGUCGUUCCCCGAGUUAUAACGUUGUCGUUCGUUUUGCUUUUCUUGUUCUACUUUUUUUUUUUUUUUUUUUUUUUAAUUAAUUAAUUAAAUAAAAGAACAUUAAAAAAGAAUCUAUCUGUCUGUCUAAUAUAACGUUAAAACGCAGAAAAUCAAAUCAAUAUAAAGAGAAAGAGUAUGAUGAUUUUAAUAACCAUAAUAAUGAUCUAUCUUGUGCAAAAUUAAUGCGACAGAAUUGCAGUAAACAAGUCUGACGUAAAGCUUGUUAACAAUUAAUGGUCACAAAACAUUAAUGGUCAUAAGAACAUAAUCUAUAAAAAAAAAAACCACGAACGACGACGAUAUUCAAACUCAGUACGAGGAAGCUUCUAUCUCUAUUAUAUUCUCUACCAUUUCUUUACAGCCUAUCGUUGCCGGAACUCUUUUCAAUUAAGAUGUAUGUUCGUACUUUUAAGCACUAUGUAUAGCACCUUUGCUACCUUUUUUCGUGUGUUGCGCUGUAAAAUCCGUACAUAACAACACACUCUCUCAACAGUUUUGAGACAUAUACUAAUGUACUUAAACCAUCUGUGAGUCUGCCUCGUCUUUUAUAAAAUUCUUGCUAUAUUCAACUGUAUUUUUGUUCUUUAAUCUCCUUUGUCAUAAAUAUCAUGUUCUAUUGUGAAAAAUUUAAUUCAAGAUAGGUACCAGCUUAGGUAUUUGUAUAUUUAUUUCGAUUAAUUUCUAAUAAAAUAAACCGUAUCUUCUUACAAUAUCCGCCAUUACGGAUGAGGAGGGGAUGGAUAAUGGGACGCGCAUGCGCGAAAUGUUGUAAGUACACGCGAGUAAUCACUCGUGGCAGUUGUCUUACAGACUUUAUGGUGAGAAGUGAAUGAGAUUGAGGUUAUCAUAAAUUUCAAUUAAAUUCUCAUUAAAGAAAAAUUUUCUUAUCUCGUUCGGAGACUUAUAAUGUUUAUAUAGGAUGCCGAAGAAUUCGUAAAACGUAUUGUUUGAAAUCAAAAGUAUUUAUUUGUAUUAAAUUAUAUUAAGCGAUAUGUGUUUUAUUCGCAAACGUAUUGUCAAUGAAUUAUUCGCAUGUAGUCCACAAUAUUUUCCCAAGAACGAAAGAUUAUUCUGAAAAUUCAAUUUAAUAAUUUGAUAUUAUAAAAGAGAUAUCAGUAAUUAAAUUGAAAAAUUAUUUAAAUCGUUAAGAACGUAAUACACGACCUUGGCGAAUUAUAUAUUUUAUUAAAAAUUGGUAGAAUCGUUUGUACAUUGUACGAAAUAUAAAAGUUACAAGAUGUUAACCAAAAAAUUAAGUAAUAGAAGAAUAUUGGUUGACAUUCUUGUCCUAUUUUUUGGUAUUGGUGCAUGGAUCGGUAUAAAUGGUAUUUACGUGCAAUUACCCCUUUUAAUAAAUAAUGCGCCAGAAGGAUGGAAUUUACCAGCCCAUAUGGUAAUGCUAGUACAAUUUGCUAACUUAGGACCAAUUCUAUACACGCUGUAUAUUAAAUAUACUGCAUGGGCAUAUGAUAAACUAAUCAUAUAUGGAAUGCUAAUUGCAGCUGUACUAUCUACUUUUAUUUUAGCAUUCCUCUAUAAUAAAACAUCAGUAAUAUUUGGAAAUAUGCAUUCAACGAGUCUCCUGUCUCUGAUGUUUGUAACAGCUAUCGUUGGAUGUACUAGUUCUGUUCUUUUCAUGCCUUACAUGAGGAAUUACCGUGAAAUUUAUCUGGUUUCCUAUCUUGUAGGAGAAGGUCUUAGUGGCUUUAUACCUAGUAUUGUGGCAUUGAUUCAGGGUGUUGGUGGAAAUCCUGGAUGUAAAAAUGUUACUAAAGCAGGAUCAUCUGAUUUAAAGUUUGAACCUUUCUAUCCAGAUCCCAGGUUUUCUACACAGACAUUUUUUAUUUUCAUCUGUGCGUUAUUAUUUUUGAGUUUUUUUUCUUUUCUUGGAUUAAACAAAUUGCCAGUCGCUAUUGGCGAGAGGGUUAAACUUCCAUCGAGCAUGGAAACACUACCAACAGAUACCAAAGCUCCACCAAGUUAUAAAACAAAUUCAGGCUGGACAAUGUCCAAACGUACAUAUUAUUAUUUGUUAUCUAUGAUGGCACUUGUUUGUUUUCUUGGUCAUGGUACUCUUCCUAGUAUUCAAUCUUAUUCUUGUUUACCUUAUGGAAAUGUAGGUUAUCAUUUAACAAUAACAUUAUCUUCAAUGGCUGGUCCAUUAGCAAUGUGUUUAGGUUUUAUUAUAAAGUCUCCAAAAAUUAGUCUUCUUAGCGGACUUAUGGGACUAGUUAUUAUUCUAUCUUGUUUUGUUUUAUUUUUAGCUGUAAAAUCACCUAAUCCACCUCUACAGCAUACAUGGAUGGGUGAAAUGUUAGUUGUAGUUUCAUGGAUAUUAGUUAAUGGUUUAAUAGGAUUUAUAAAAAUGGGUAUUACCACUUUAUUCAGACCAGACCCAGGUAGAGGUUUAUAUUAUACCGGUGUUGCUACACAAAUUGGUUCUCUAAUAGGUGCAAUAAUAACAUUUGUGUUAGUUAAUCAUAUGAAAAUCUUUCAUUCGUACUCUCCAUGUGAUAAUGUACAUUGAUUUUUCUUUAAAUUAUAUGAAGAAAUAGUUCUCACGUUUUAUGUGAUGUUUCUAAUAGUAGUACUUAAUUAACUAUUAAAACUACUUACAGUCUGUCAGAAUUAGAAAAGAAAAUGACAAUGAAUGCCUGUCAAGUUGGUUAAGUAAAUAGACAUAAUUCAGAUCACACAGUGAUAGUUAUUUAAAAUAAAUAAAUGAUAUAUUCAUA